AUGGCUAGACCAAGAAGAUCUGCUACAAACCCUCCUCCUCCUGCUGACGUGAACCAAAUGGCUCACGCCAUCGAGGCUAUGGCAGCCACUGUUAGGCAGAGUCUAGAUAUGAUUCAGCAGCAGCAAGCUGCAAACCAAGCCGCUGCUGCAGCACAGGCAGCAGCAGCUACUGCCUCAGCUGCACCUCCUCCUAAAUACCAUGGGUUGUCAGAGUUCAGGAAGAAUGAUCCUCCUCAAUUCACGGGGGUGGAUGGACCAGAUGCUGUUGAACUCUGGAUCAGGGAGAUUGAGAAGAUCUUCCUAACUAUGGGUUGCGCCGAGGAGAGGAAGGUGUUAUAUGCUACUUAUAUGCUGAUAGGGGAUGCAGAGAUGUGGUGGCACAGAGCUCGUGCUAUGCUGGAAGCCCGAGGUGAAGUCAUCACUUGGGCUGUAUUUAGAAGUAGUUUUCUGGGAAAGUUUUUCCCUUCCCAUGUUCGUGCUGCCAAAGAGCGGGAGUUUCUAAACUUGGUGCAAGGAAACUCAUCAGUCUAUGAGUAUGCAAUACAGUUUGAGCGACUUUACAGAUUUUAUUCUCACCCAACCUCGGAGGAGUGGAGAUGUCAGAGGUUUUCAGACGGGUUGAGAACUGACAUAAAGAGGAUUUUAAUCCCACUUAGGAUCACAGAAUUUGCUGACUUGGUGGAUCAAGCCACCAUUAUAGAGAGUCUUAAUGCAGAGGAUGUUGGUGGAGUUGGGAAGGCUCCAUCUAGUAGAGCUGCUAGUAGGUAUGGUAAUGGAAGUAAGGGUGCUAAGAAGGGCCCCUACAGUCGGUCGCUACGCCAACAGGGAGCAACUUCUUCUGCUCCUAGAGCCUCAGUGCCGCAGAUUGUCAGAUGUUUCAGGUGUGGUGGGCCACACUACCUAAGCCAGUGCCUACAGGCUGAUGUCAGGGUUUGCUUCUCGUGCCAGCAGCCAGGGCAUCUUGCUAGGGACUGUCCUACGCCUAGUGGGGCAGUUUCGGCUUCUGCUAGCGCCUUGCACGCUGUUAGGCGUAAAGCGACUAGGGCUCCAACGACAACCAGAUCGAGAGCAGAGGGACGUGUAUUCACUACUUCUGCAUCAGAGGCAGCUCAGGCAACGGAUCUCGUCCAGGGGACAGCGGUAGUGGCAGUUCGUCAGAGGAACAUGCAGAGCAUUUAA
Molecule: messenger RNA, 1179 nt
Organism: Abrus precatorius (Indian licorice)
Lineage: Eukaryota; Viridiplantae; Streptophyta; Magnoliopsida; Fabales; Fabaceae
Exons: 3
Coding region: 1-1179 (392 amino acids)
Molecular function (GO): nucleic acid binding; zinc ion binding
Source: RefSeq, a predicted model, not a curated record